CUAGUUAUUCUAGUUCUCUCUUCUCUUCUCUUCUCUUCUUUGUCUCUCUCCUUCGACAGUUUCUGCGUUUGAUUCUUUGUUUCUGUUGAUAGACAAUUCAAAGAAAGAAAGAAAGAAAGAUAGAGAGUUAUUGAAUCCAGAAAAGGUGAAAUAGUAUUAUUUGUGAUUGAAAAAUAGUAAUAAUAAAAUAAUUAUUUCGUUAAUUAAUAAUUGAUAAAAAAAAUGGGCUGUUUUCGCUGCACUGGAAAAUCAAGUAAACGAUCAGACAGCAACAGCAAUAAUAAACACAAUGAACAAACAAGGCCCACUUCAGGAUCUUUGAAAGUAAAGCCUUAUUCAAAUGCACAGAAAGAGGAGGAUUCGAAGGAUGAUCAGUUAUCUAUAGAUGUAAAGAAUUUAAAUUUGACAGAUGAGGUUUCUAAGGAUGCAAGAAACAAUGCCAAGCGGGCCCAAACAUUUACCUUUGAGGAACUUGCAGCUGCAACUGGCAAUUUUAGGUUAGAUUGUUUCUUGGGUGAAGGGGGCUUCGGCAAAGUUUACAAGGGUUAUUUGGAGAAAAUCAACCAGGUUGUUGCUAUUAAGCAACUUGAUCCAAAUGGCCUUCAAGGCACUAGGGAGUUUGUAAUUGAAGUAUUAACUUUAAGUCUAGCAGAUCAUCCCAAUCUUGUGAAGUUGAUUGGAUUUUGUGCAGAGGGAGACCAGAGGCUAUUGGUGUAUGAAUACAUGCCAUUAGGAUCUUUGGAACACCAUUUGCAUGAUCUUCCAUCUAAUAGGCAACCACUUGAUUGGAACAAUAGAAUGAAAAUAGCUGCUGGCGCAGCAAAAGGUUUAGAAUACUUGCAUGAAAAGAUGAAACCGCCUGUUAUAUAUCGUGAUCUGAAAUGCUCCAACAUUUUGCUUGGCGAGGGCUACCAUCCAAAGCUAUCUGAUUUUGGCUUGGCCAAAGUGGGACCUAGUGGGGACAAAACUCAUGUUUCCACCAGGGUUAUGGGCACAUAUGGGUAUUGCGCGCCAGACUAUGCAAUGACAGGGCAGCUUACUUUUAAAUCGGAUGUUUAUAGCUUUGGAGUGGUUCUAUUGGAGCUUAUCACAGGCAGGAAAGCAAUUGAUCAAACAAGGGACAAAAAUGAGCAGAAUCUAGUUGGUUGGGCCCGACCUUUGUUUAAAGACAGGAAGAACUUUCCAAGCAUGGUUGAUCCUUCACUUGAAGGUCAUUAUCCUGUAAGAGGGUUAUACCAAGCUCUUGCCAUUGCUGCGAUGUGUGUUCAGGAGCAGCCUAAUAUGCGGCCUGCUGUAUCAGAUGUGGUUAUGGCUCUGAAUUAUUUGGCUUCUCAAAUAUAUGACCCCCAAAUCCAUCCUGUCCAUGGCUCGCGUAAAAACCCAUCUUGUCCUGGAUUGAGGAAAGAUAAUGAUAUAAUAGAACAAACUGCAAGUGGUGCGCCUCUCAUCUCUAUGGGGAAGGAGUAAUUAAACAUUCUUAUCCCUUUCUGUAGUGUUUAUAUUCAGGGUGCCUGGUAUCAAUUUUUGUACGGUGGAGAUAGCAGGCAAUAGUUCCAUCCUCGGACUAAUUCUCAUACAGGAAAUUUCUGCCCCUUCUCUUUUCCUCUGGUGUACAUGUGAGCUGAGAUUCUUGUAUGUAAGAUACCCCUUUGUAGGAACCAUUUUCUUUGUUCAAUAGAUUAGCAUAUACAUAUAUUAGUAAAGAUAACAUUUUCCCA
Ricinus communis (castor bean) is the source of this 1718-nucleotide messenger RNA. Its product is annotated as probable serine/threonine-protein kinase PBL5. NCBI's taxonomy places the organism in Eukaryota, Viridiplantae, Streptophyta, Magnoliopsida, Malpighiales, Euphorbiaceae. The record is from RefSeq and is a predicted model, not a curated record. The transcript is spliced from 5 exons. Gene Ontology annotation, biological process: protein phosphorylation. Bases 223 to 1467 code for a protein of 414 amino acids. Gene Ontology annotation, molecular function: ATP binding; protein kinase activity.